CCGCGCCGCCCUCUUCACGGGCGCGGCGCGAGCGGGGGCGGCGGCGGGUCGGGCCGGGCCGGGCCGGGCGGCGGGGGCGGGGCGGAGGCCCUGCCAGCCGCGGGGCCCGGCCGUGGGCGGCGGUGGGCCUUGGGGGUGCCGUCACCCCGCUGGCUCCGCUGACAGGACCCCCGGUGCUGCAGCGAGCGUUGCGGGAGAGGCUGCGUGCUCACACGCGGUUAGGCGAAGAAAAAAAAUUAUAAGGCCUGGAAAUGCCACUAUUUCAGUGCUGGAGACGUUGACAGGUGUGUUAUAAACACUACAGGUAUACCACAGAGGCCUGUACAGGGACGUGGAGUUUCUCACCCAAACAAGAAAGACGGCGCUUCUGGGCGAGCAGAGGGCUGCGGCCGGGCUCGUAGUGCAGGGAGAUGGGCAGGCUGCUGCGAAGGGGAUGUCUGCCACCGCUUGCACAAAGCAAAACAUGAGAAAAACGAUUCAAAGCGGUACGGCAUUUUCCAUUCAAACGGGAACGAGACAGGGGAGUCAUGCCCGACAGAAGAAAACGGUGUUCAUAAGUUGACAAAAAUAGUGAUACACGAUGAACUGAACAGCAAAUUCCAAAUUUACAUCGGGCUUAAUUACUUUAUGGAUCACGUAUCUGUGAUGGAAAACCUGCAUCCUGUAACAGCAGGAAAAAAAGCCCUGCAGGCUGCCUGCCUGCCCGCCUAACACUGCUCUCUCUGUGCUGCGCUGGGCACGUUUCAGCGGAGCCUCCGGACCCGCUGCCAGGUCCCAGGCCAGCGAGGAGGAGCCACUCGCCCGGCCCAGCUUAGGCCGCGUCCUAGGGAGCAAAACCGGCGGCGGUGGCAGCGCUCCCGAGACGCAGCAUCGGUCCUCGCAGGGAGCUGCUGGAGCUCGCCGCGGGGCCGCCCGGAAUACGGCUCCGGCGAGAUGUGCAGCGGAAAAAGCAAAUGGCUCAUAGUUAUCGGACUCCUCUUCAACAGCCUAGAAACGAUCUUUUCAGCUAACACAGGUUUCUCUAUGUCUACAUAUGAUGUGACAUCAAGAAGCAUUUAUCUCAGAUGGCCCAAGUUCUCAGGAGCCUCUUCUUACAGAGUUAAAGCUACUCCUGUGAAUACUUUAGGCCAGUCAUUAUUGGCUCAUUUUAGUGAUGUUACCCUUAAAGGUACUCUGACUCCAUUAAUUCCCAAUACUAUUUACGUUAUACAAGCAGAAGCCGUUGACAAGAACGGAAUUAUUCUGGCAGAAACACAGAUUAUGCAGUCAACAGCUCCAGACAUACCUGUUAUUGACCAAGCUUAUUCAAAGCUUAGCAACAGUAUCACAGUGGAAUGGAGAGCUGUUCCUGGGGCUACUAGUUAUCUACUGACUGCCCGAGAUGGAGAUUCCCUCACUGAAACUACAGUUACAAAUUCACCAGGCACACUGACAGGAUUGAAAGCUGCUACCCUGUACAGAAUCACCAUCAGAUCUAUAAAUUCAGGUGGAAGAAGCCAACCUUCACCUUCCAGAAAAGCAAAAACAGUCCUGGCCGCUCCAAUCCUGUCAGUAAGUUCUCCAAGUUGCGACUCCAUUGUGGUGAGCUGGAAAGCUGUGUACAUGGCAGCUGGAUUCUCCGUGUCCCUCAUGAGGUCAGAUGGUUUGGGCAGAAUGCUGAAAGAGAACAUCACCAAUACCUCCUUGAUAUUCACAGGUCUAGACCCAGGAACUCUCUAUACCAUCAAGGCACAUGCCUGGAAUGUCAAUGGGGUGCCUGGAGAUGAUUCCACAUAUAACCAAAGAACAAGUCUGAAGGCACCAACGGAUGUUCAAGUAGCUUUUAAUAGUGGCACUUUAAGAGCUAUUGUUUCUUGGAUGCCAACAGAAGGAGCUUUAACUUACAGUGUGAUAGCCUCCAAUAGACUCUUGAAAUCGAAGUGUAACAUGUCUUCUACCUCCUGCAUGGUUACAUCGCUGCAAUGUGGAUCAGAAUAUUCUGUUUUUGUCAUAGCACAUAAUGAUGCUGGAUCCAGUAAACCAACUGUUGCAGUAAACUUAACAACUAUCCCCUGUGCACCAGGAAGUAUAUCAACUGAAGAGGAUGAAACUGGUAUCCUGUUGGUAUCAUGGUCUAGUGUGAAUUUUGGUCAUUAUUAUGUGGUUUUUGUGAAAAGCGAUGAUGGCUUGGAAGUGCACUGCAACACAUCCCAUACGCAGUGCCAUUUCCAGUCAGACUGCGGCUUCACCUAUUUCAUUAGUGUCUUUGCAUAUAACAAGGCAGGGCAGAGUCCUUUAGGUGAUGUAUUCAAUUACACUACUGCACCUUGUUGCCCCAGCGACUUCAGUGCCGUGUGGGUGUCGAGCGACACGCUGGAGGUGAGCUGGUCUCCUGUCCGUGGUGCUGAAAUGUACGAAACCAAAGCUGCCGACUGGACUGGAGUGGUGCUGUGCAACGACACGGCCACAGCGUGCACCUUAUCGGCUCUGCACUGUAACACCCAGUGCAAUAUCACUGUUUAUUCUUUCAGUGAAGUCAGGGGCAGCAGUAAAUCAUGAGCAUCUAAAUAUGUGGCAACAGCUCCUUGCAGUCCUGAAAUUAAAAAUAUCUCAAAAGACGCUCUUUCUGUAAUCAGCGUGUACUGGCAAUCCAAUAAUGAUGAAGCUACAUAUAUCGUCACUGCCAGAGGAGAGGCUGGACUGUGGCACUGCACAAGCUCUGGAAACUCCUGUACCAUAAUUAACCUUCCCUGUGGAUCUGUUUUCUCUGUUAGUGCUGUAGCAAGAUCACCAGCAGGACAGAGCUUACCAAGCUACAGUGUCCCUUUAGAGACAGCUCCUUGUUGCCCUAAUGACCUGACACUAACUCAAGUGAUGCAGUCUGUAACAAAUAUCAGCUGGUCUGUUGGGAUGGGUGCACAGACAUAUGUAACGACACUGGAGUCUCCAAAAGGACAGGCCAAGUGUCACACUCUUCAAAACUAUUGUCUCCUGGGAUGCAUCACCUGUGGCACCAACUAUACAGUAUCUCUGAAAGCAAUCAGUGAAACUGGUUUGACAUCCACUUGCACAUAUCAAGGAUAUUCUUCCAGUGCUUGUUGUCCUUCUGGGGUGAAGCUAUACAGACUUGGCAAUAAUGGUAUCAGGGUACACUGGCGAGCUUCUGAAGACAUGACAACUUACAAUACUGACCUAUAUGGCUCAAAAGGCGAUUUCACCUGUGCCCCUCACUCAGGUCUAAGUCACUGUGAUAUCACUGAGAUACCUUGUGGGGAUGUCUACACAGUGGUUGUAACUCCAGCUACUGACAAAGGGAUGAAGCUUACACUUUGUCCUAAAAAAAUAUAUUCAGUAACUUGUUCUGGAAGUUCUGUUGGAAUGGUGAUUUAUAGAGGAAAAAAUGCAGAACAACAUCUCUAAAUAGAAAUUCUGUUUCAGAUAAGGAGAUGACAUCUAUGCUUAACUGCACAUCAUGCCCGCCUGAGGCCUGGGAGGAAGGAAGAUGAACAGUUAGCCAUAUCUGUUAUCUAAACCAGGACAUCAGAUUCGAGCAGCCCUAACUCUUGAGAUCAUUUUUUAAAAUGCAGAUGAACAUUUAUGUGAUACAUACAGGCACAAAGAUCUAAGUAACCUUGAACUAUAUUUUCCCUGUAAUGCAGUCAAUUUUAGAAGCUGUUUCAAGCUGGUCACUAAUCAGUAGGUGUUCUAGACCUAACGUGUCAAUGAAAAAGACUGAAAUAAAGAUUAAAAGAAUAAAAUUUAACUCAUUUUUAAAAGAAUUAGGAGCAGCAGUUUAGCUGCACUCAGAAGUAGUUUGAGGCCUCAUCAAAUAUUCUUAGGUUAUUUAAUUUUAAUUUAAAACACAAAGUAAUCAUCUGAUUAAAAUCACUGAUGUUAUUUAAUUCAUAGAUGCCUUCAUUAAAGUUUACUUAAUAGAAAACAGUUUAAGUGAAUCAUUUUUCAAGAUGAAUUGUAAUUAUGCAAAGAUAAAUAGUUACCCAAAAAAAAAAACCCUCACUGUUCCAAAAACAAAUUUUUCUAUUUGACAUAGAACAGCUCAAAAAUUAAAUAGGUUAUUUUCAGUCUACUAAAGAAACUGAUAAAAUCCCUCUGUACUUCAACUGGAUCGGGAUUUGACCCAAAGUCAUUGAAGUUUUCUAGAAGUGGUUUCCCCCACCCAACUACUGUUGCUUUGGGGGGGGGCAGGGGAGACACUGUAGAUCCUCAAGAGUGGCAUUUAAAUACUGUCUUAACCUGCUUGAUAAUUGGUGGAUCUGGAAAAGCCCUUUCACUUGUGUGGAUGUCUCCCAUAUGUAAAGUUAUCUGCACUUCAUAAAUCCAGAAAGGACUCAAGCAUCUACCAAAACCAGUGGAAGUCCCUUAAUUCCUUUAGGUUCCCUUCAAGAGCUCUUGGCUACUUGUAUACUGUCCUUGACUGAGUACAGAAAUAUUCAGCUGUAAAUAGUAAAAGCAUGAGCUCAGUAGUAUUUCUUCAUCAGCAUAUAAAUGAAGGUAUAAAAAGCAUGGAUAUGCAUGUACUAAAUACUCCCACAUAGCGAAAUCCCACAGUGAAUGGCCCUGCCAUACAGGUUACCUUUUUCAAUACACAGACAAGCAAAAUAUCACUCAUAGCAAGUUCAGAAGUCAGAUACACAUAAGUCUUUAUGUAUUUACACUGAUUACCUGCAUAGUUAUGUGGCAAUAGGUAGAUGUGAAUCUCUCAGACCACAAAUCCUGAUCGUUCCCUAAAAUAAAAGAAUGCCACGGUUUGCUACUUCUUUGUAUUUGAAAUAUGGUACAAUUAAUUAGGUAAUAUCUUUAAAAGAAAAAAGUAAAAGCAAAGUAGAGGUGCAUUUCUUAAAUUAGUAUUAGUACUCCAGAUAGUACUUAUCUUUGGAGCCACGGGAAAUUUCAAAGCCAGAUUAGGCUUCAAGAGGAAUGACUUACCUAGCUAUGUAACCACGGACACAUGCUACAGACACAUGGCACUCGGUGGGACGUGCAGGUUCAUAAUGUUCAGUCUGUUGCACUUUUACUCUAAGAUUGACAGAAUAGAAGCUGUACAGACAUACCUCCUGGGAAAACUGUUACAAUACCUCCGAUCAAAAUUAGCAGAAAUUUCCUUCUAAGGGUCAGGAGCCAAAUGCCCAUUGUGAAUGGACUGCUAGCGACUGCAUCAGACCAGUAAGCACUGGAGACCCCAUUGUUCUUUCUGGUUUUAAGGAAGACCAUAUAAAAGAAAAUGGCAUCAGACAUACAAAAAUGCAUUCAAAGAGUCUCUAGAUCCAAAACCAAGAGCUGUAAGAUAUUAAAUCUCAGCAAUGACUUAAAACAGGCGCCUUGGUUUAAAUUGUUUUUCAUGGGCCAAUGUAACUUCUAUGUCACUCACGAACAUUCUACCAUUCAUUACGUUGGUGUCUCAAGUACAUCACAUGGAUCCAAUCAACUCCAUAAGUCAGAAAGGAUUAUUUAUGGAAGAAUAAGAGCAAAGUCCUCAAACUCUUGCCCUUGUAAGAAAUACUGACAUGGGCUGAAUGGUAUUUGCACAAGCUGUAUCAAAAUGUUCACUACCCUUAUUGUAAAAAGGUGGUUCUUUCCACUUUAAAGUCAAAGAUCUUGUUUCUGACAUCUUUGGAUUUUGCCUGUAAAGAAACCAUUCCUUCAACAUAGUUCCUAACACUGACAGGGCAGAAGGAGCACUGAAGAGUGAUUUCCUUCUGUUUCCCAACUGAACCUUACAGCCUCUUGCCUGGUGAGGUCUUACAGCCUUUCUGCCUGAGGAUGUGCUCAUUUCAGACACUUACAGGCUCAAGCUCAAAAGCUAAUGAGACUGAAAGAAGCCUUCUAGUGAUGGACAAGGUGUUCCAUUAAAAAAAAAAAAAAAAGUUAACCUCAU
Dromaius novaehollandiae (emu) is the source of this 5875-nucleotide messenger RNA. It is a transcript of the gene FNDC7, whose product is annotated as fibronectin type III domain containing 7. NCBI's taxonomy places the organism in Eukaryota, Metazoa, Chordata, Aves, Casuariiformes, Dromaiidae. The record is from RefSeq and is a predicted model, not a curated record. Gene Ontology annotation, molecular function: protein binding.